This is a messenger RNA of Xiphophorus maculatus (southern platyfish), 1351 nucleotides long. RefSeq names its product cornichon family AMPA receptor auxiliary protein 4 (gene cnih4). Gene Ontology annotation, cellular component: COPII-coated ER to Golgi transport vesicle; endoplasmic reticulum membrane. Lineage: Eukaryota; Metazoa; Chordata; Actinopteri; Cyprinodontiformes; Poeciliidae. Gene Ontology annotation, biological process: endoplasmic reticulum to Golgi vesicle-mediated transport. The record is from RefSeq and is a predicted model, not a curated record. Bases 33 to 452 code for a protein of 139 amino acids. The transcript is spliced from 5 exons.
AACAGGAAGAAAACUCUGAAGAUUGCGCUACAAUGGAGGCGACUGUGUUUAUCCUAUCGCUUGUAGACUGUUGUGCACUGAUUUUUCUUUCGGUUUACUUUAUUAUCACGCUAUCUGAUCUAGAAUGUGACUACAUUAAUGCCCGAGCAUGCUGCUCCAAGCUGAACAAAUGGGUAAUUCCAGAGAUGGUUGGUCAGUGUCUCUCUAUGAUGCUCAUGCUGGUUUCCAUGCACUGGUUCAUUUUCCUGCUCAACUUGCCUGUAGCAGCCUGGAACAUCUACAGAUAUGUGAAGAUUCCUAUGGGAAACAUGGGUGUGUUUGACCCAACUGAGAUCCACAACAGGGGUCUGCUUAAAUCGUACAUGAAGGAGGCCAUGAUUAAAUUAGGAUACCACCUGCUCUGCUUCUUCAUUUAUUUAUACAGCAUGAUCCUGGCUCUGAUCAAUGACUGAGGCCCUCAACAGAGUGACCACCCUCACAUCUGUACUGUUUGGAUGAAAUGUCUCAGAACACUGUUGAUUUGUGUUGUCAGGAUCCAGGGUUUGCAGUUUGAUACAGUUAUGUGGUUAAUAUUUAACCAUUCAGUGCUUAACACUUUCAAAGUAGCCAAAAAUGUCUUUUUGUAUGGUAAAGAACCCUAUAUUAUUUUUGUCAAUACUUUUUUGACAUGAGGGCAAUCACAUUUGCUUUUCAUUGUUGUGAUUUUUUUUGUCUGUGCUUCAAUUAGCUGAAACAAAAAAUGUAAGACAUAGUCAAUUACAAAACAUUACUAAUAAGUAAUGCAUACAACUGAUCCACUUAGCCUACUUUAUGUAGUUUCAUUUACAUACAAUGCUCAACAUAUGAAACAUCAGCCUGACAGAAAGAUCCUGCAGUGAUCACAGUUGCAAGUAGAAACUGUUGAACAGCUCACUUUAUUUGCAAUAACCCCAAUUAAAUAUGAGAUAUGGUCUACUGCUAAAAAAUCCUUUGGACUCUGUUCAUAGGGCAAGACCAGGUAUUUGUAUGACCAGGUUAAGGUUUUUAAUGUUUCUUAUCAAAACCCAGUGAUGUAAAAACAAAAAGAAAUGCCUAUAUGGUUUUUGCUAUAAGAUACAAAAUUAUUAAAUUGAAAAUUGAACAUUUAUGGUCAACAGCUCAGCAAAAAUGUCACUUAGUUUGAUUUUCAUUUGCCUUUGGAAAACCAUGUUUUUAUGUUUCUGGCUGCACCCUACUAUUGCUUUUUGGAACUCUAGUUGGCGCUGUUUUCCCUCUGUAACUCAAUUUGCUUUCAAAAAAGAAUGUGCUUUGUUAAUGGCUCAAGUUUGCUUGAAUAGUGUAAAUAAAGAAAUAAAAACUAGGUAUCUGUCAA